This is a messenger RNA of Monascus purpureus, 2338 nucleotides long. Lineage: Eukaryota; Fungi; Ascomycota; Eurotiomycetes; Eurotiales; Aspergillaceae. The record is from the annotation of a GenBank genome assembly.
GUCAAUUGCAACAUUGGUCAGCAGAUACAACAUCUUUCCUCGACUCGGAAAAGCUUCUCGCUUUCUUUGUGUCUGUCCAAUCCUCAUUUACAUUCACCCUGCAGCAGACAUAAAUAGGGGAAACGAAAACUGCACGUCGUCCUACGACUCUCCCUACACAUACCUAUUCCAACGACUUUGGUUUCAACAGUUUGGCCCGUCAUGAAGCUGAUACUCUCCACAUCAAAUAUCAUGAAAGGGGACGGAUCAUCCGUCAUCCGUCAUCCAACCACCGACAAAUCCAACGUUGAGCUGAUUAACUCGUUACGUUCGAAUUUCGUGGCCGCACAGCAAGCAGUCAGCGACUCCUCGACAGCGGCAUUCCAUACCUCUGAAGGAGCCGAAACAGGCAGACCAUGCCCGUCCUGGAUAUCAGAGCAGGAUGGUGCUCAUUACAUUCCCGCGAUAGAUUUCUCGCAGCCCGGGCUGGUGGAGGAGAGGGACCAAUACGAUAUUACGGUGAAAUUAUUCUAUCUCCCUGGGAUCCCGGUAUCGAGACGAUGUGCACACACAAGACAGGCUAUUGAUCUGGUAUUGAAGGAGCUACAUGUCGAUUCUAUCGAUCUUCUUAUUGUCUCGUUCCCCGGCGUGUCGUUUGACGCGGACGAUGACGGCGAGGAGGAAAUCUCAGACAGUGGAAGUGAGCAACAACCCGGUGACAUUGACAAUAUAAUCCAAACAUGGAAGACGCUGGAGAGCCUUCAGGAAAAGGGAAUGAUUGCGCAACUUGGAGUGGCAGAAUUCAGUGGCGAAAGACUUGCCAAAUUCCUACCCCAUACCAAAGUCAGACCGUCCGUGGACCAGAUCAAUGUCCGGGACUGCUGUGUUGUGCCCAAAUCCCUGAUCCUCUAUGCGAAGCAGGAAAAUAUUCAGCUUCUGACCCAUAAUGAUUGUACAAAUAUCCUCCCUGUUGGCACGACGAGGGAGCUGCUCGGCCCUGGUGAAAACGGCGCGGGGAUGCUGGCUUCGGCCCCAGAUGCAGAUGAUGGCAUAAAGGGUCACCUCGAACCGCAGUGGGUAGUCAAGUAUACAGCUGUCAUUAAAGACCGCGGAGUCGUGGAGAACAAGGGAUACUUCGCACUAGCUGAUAUAGGAAAUUGCGUUGAACAGCGGCCAUAAGUUCAAUUGCGAUGGGAAAGAAGUUCUCUUGUGCGGAGUCCAGAUUAUCCUCCUCUCUCCGGGUACGAAGGCAAGCAUCAUGGCGUUUUGGGGGCCCCCUUUUGUUUCUUCUUUCCAUGUUGAAAAUGUAUGCAUAUAGUCGAUAGGAUGUAUAGAAAGAUAGCCUGUUUCCCUGCUUCUUCAUGGAGUAUCAUGGCAAUAACUUAGCCAACCAUGCUCCUCUUGCGACCUCUCAUCCUGACAUCCUCUAAUCUCCUCAGAACAGCAUUAGCACCCUUGUAGCUCUCCCGGUACCCCUGUAGAACCUCGUCGAAGAACGCCUCAGUCCGAGGAUGCGUGCUCCCAAUCGCCCUCUCCAAAACAUACAGGUCAACCGCCUGGUCUUCAUCCUGCACACUCUGACUCGCAAGCCCGAAAUCAAUAAGAACCACCUCCCCCUCCAUAGACGGAUUCCCGUCAUCCUCCCGGGCAUCUUCUCCAGCAGACGGUGGCCUCAACACAAGAUUACUCGUCGUCAAAUCCCCAUGCACAACACCGGCCUUAUGCAACCGUCCCACGACACGUCCAAUCCUCCUCAAUAAAUCUCUCGCCCGCGCCUCUUCCUGCAAACGCACAGUCGCAUCCGCAUCCAGGUUUCGCUUCAUCCAACCCUCCCACCUCUCCAAGACAACCCGCAAAACAAGCCCUUCAAUCCAUUCCAUAAGCAGCCACGCGCCUCCAAUCCCACUCUCGCCACCCUGACCCUCCCAAUCCAACGCUAGCACGGCAGGCACACUGACGCCCUCUCGGGUCAGUUUCGCUAGACAUCGCGCUUCUUGUAGGAUGCGCUGGCGUGUGAGUCUCCGGUCCAGGAUUGGGUGGCGGUAUGGUUUGGAGGGUCGGACUUUCAGCGCUGCGGGGGUGGAGGGGGUGAGGAAGACGGUUUUGUAGAGACGGGCUUCGGCGCCUUGGGCGAGGAGCGUUGGUGGUGGGGUUGUGUUGGUGAAUGGGGAGGGGAGGGGAGGGGGCGUGUAGGUUUCUGGGUGUGUUGUCGAGGUCAUGGUUUUGGGGUUUGGAGAUGUAAGAUAGUUGAUGAGGUGUGAAUAAGUUCAAUGGUAGGGUUGUGUUGAUAAUUUCCCUGGUUUAUUGUAAGUCGGAAAGUAAGUAGGUCAAAGGCUGCUUAUGACUUUUUUUAAGCAUU